Messenger RNA from Alligator sinensis (Chinese alligator), 8242 nucleotides. It is a transcript of the gene DOCK9, whose product is annotated as dedicator of cytokinesis 9. The coding region runs from base 157 to 6603 and encodes 2148 amino acids. NCBI's taxonomy places the organism in Eukaryota, Metazoa, Chordata, Crocodylia, Alligatoridae. Gene Ontology annotation, molecular function: guanyl-nucleotide exchange factor activity. The record is from RefSeq and is a predicted model, not a curated record. Gene Ontology annotation, biological process: positive regulation of GTPase activity; small GTPase-mediated signal transduction. The transcript has 54 exons.
CAUGACAGCAAGCUGCAGCUUGGAAGUUGAACUAGUUUGUACUUUCCAUAGCUUCUGCCUAGGAAAAAACUCUUUUUCUCUGGAUCACUGGCAUGGUGUUUACUUUGAUCACAAGAAGAACAGGCUUUCUUAGGUUUUUCAGUUUUCUGGCUAACAAUGCAGGCAAGAACAAACAGAAGUAUAAAAAAAGAGCUUGUUAUAGCGUCUCCGCAACAGUACAGGGAUGCAGCUCAGUGUGAAGUAGAAGUGGACAGUCCUGUGGAAGUGCUGGCAAAACCAAAGCUAAUUGAACCAAUAGACUAUGAAAAUGUCAUCGUCCAAAGGAAAACACAAAUUAUAAAUGAUGCUCUACGUGAGAUGCUGCUUUUCCCUUAUGAUGACUUUCAGACAGCAUUACUGAAACGCCAGAGUCGAUAUAUAUGCUCUACAGUUCCUGAUAAUGCAGAGAAGGAAGCUCACAGCUUGUUUGUAACUGAGUGCAUCAAAACUUACAAUUCAGACUGGCAUGUUGUUAACUAUAAAUAUGAAGACUACUCAGGAGAGUUUCGGCAGCUUCUAACCAAAGGGACCAAAUCGGACAAACUUCCAGUUCAUGUAUAUGAAGUUGAUGAAGAAGCAGAUAAAGAUGAGGAUGCAGCAUCUUUAGGAUCUCAAAAGGGCGGGAUAACAAAACAAGGAUGGCUGUACAAAGGCAAUAUGAAUAGUGCAAUCAGUGUAACCAUGAGGUCAUUUAAAAGAAGAUUUUUCCACUUAAUCCAACUUGGCGAUGGAUCAUAUAAUCUCAAUUUCUACAAAGAUGAAAAAAUAUCUAAAGAGCCAAAAGGAUCGAUAUUUCUGGAUUCUUGUAUGGGUGUUGUUCAGAACAGCCGAGUCAGGCGUUUUGCUUUUGAACUCAAGAUGCAAGACAAGAGUAGUUAUCUUCUAGCUGCAGACAGCGAACUGGAAAUGGAAGAAUGGAUAACCACUUUAAACAAAAUUCUCCAACUAAACUUUGAAGCUGCAAUGCAAGAGAAAAGAAAUGGAGAAUCUCAUGAGGAUGAUGAACAAAACAAAAUGGAAAGCUCUUCAUCCAGUUUAGACAGCUACUUCCCUGAAAUAACCAAGAGUACCAGAGAAGCAGAAAUCAAAUUAAAAAGUGAAAGCAGAGUUAAACUUUUUGCCUUGGAUCCAGAUGCCCAGAAACUUGACUUUUCGGGCAUUGAACCAGAAGUCAAGCCAUUUGAAGAGAAGUUUGGGAAAAAGAUUCUAGUGAAGUGUAAUGAUUUAUCUUUCAAUCUGCAAAGCUGUGUUGCUGAAAAUGAAGAGGGACCAACAACAAAUGUAGAACCUUUCUUUGUCACAUUGUCAUUGUUUGAUAUAAAAAACAAUCGGAAGAUUUCAGCAGACUUUCAUGUUGAUUUGAAUCACAUCUCAGUGAGGCACAUGAUAUCAAAUACUCAAGAGCAACUGUUGAAUGGCAGUGACGAUUGUUUACACAGGGUUCAAGACAUUAUUCAUGAGACCAUGUUGCAGUAUCCAAAGCAGGGAAUAUUCUCAAUCACGUGUCCACAUCCCGAGAUAUUUCUUGUGGCUAGAAUAGAAAAAGUAUUGCAGGGAAGUAUUACCCAUUGUGCUGAGCCAUACAUGAAAAGUACAGAUUCUUCUAAGGUUGCACAGAAAGUAUUGAAGAAUGCCAAGCAAGCAUGUCAAAGACUAGGUCAAUAUAGAAUGCCUUUUGCCUGGGCAGCUAGGACAUUGUUUAAAGAUGCAUCAGGAACCCUGGACAAAAGUGCAAGGUUUUCUGCUCUCUAUAGACAAGACAGUAAUAAACUCUCAAAUGAAGACAUGCUUAAGCUGCUAGCAGAUUUCAGGAAACCUGAAAAGAUGGCCAAGCUGCCUGUUAUUUUAGGAAAUCUAGAUGUAACAAUUGAUAAUGUCUCUCCAGAUUUUCCAAAUUAUGUUAACUCAUCAUACAUUCCCAUGAGACAGUUUGAAAACAGUACCAAGACAGUAAUAACGUUUGAAAUAGAGGAAUUUGUUCCAUGUAUACCCAAACAUACUCAGCCUUUCACCAUCUACAACAAUCAUCUGUACGUCUAUCCAAAGUACUUGAAAUAUGACAGUCAGAAGUCAUUUGCAAAGGCUAGAAAUAUUGCUGUUUGCAUUGAGUUCAAAGACUCGGAUGAAGAGGAUUCUCUGCCUUUAAAGUGCAUAUACGGUAGACUAGGUGGGCCAAUAUUUACGAGGAGUGCAUUUGCCACUGUUUUGCAUCAUCACCAAAACCCAGAGUUUUAUGAUGAGAUUAAAAUAGAAUUGCCCACACAGCUACAUGAAAAACAUCAUUUGUUGUUCACAUUCUACCAUGUCAGCUGUGAUAAUUCAAGCAAAGGGAGUACCAAGAAGAGAGAUGUUGUUGAAACACAAGUUGGCUAUUCUUGGCUUCCACUCCUAAAAGAUGGGAGAGUAGUGACAAAUGAGCAGAACAUUCCUGUAUCAGCAAACCUUCCUUCUGGCUAUCUUAGUUAUCAGGAUGUUGGGAUUGGCAAGCAUUCCGGUCCUGAAAUUAAAUGGGUAGAUGGAGGUAAACCACUUUUAAAAAUUUGCACUCAUCUAGUUUCUACUGUGUAUACACAGGACCAGCACUUACACAAUUUUUUUCAGUACUGUCAGAAAACAGAGUCUGGAGCUCAGGGACUAGGAACUGAUCUUGUAAAGUAUCUUAAGAGUCUUCAUGCUAUGGAGGGUCAUGUGAUGAUAGCUUUCCUCCCUACCAUUCUAAACCAACUGUUUCGAGUUCUCACCAGAACUAGUCAAGAGGAAGUUGCAGUCAAUGUGACCAGGGUUAUUAUCCAUAUUGUUGCCCAGUGCCAUGAAGAAGGGUUGGAUAGCUACCUGAGGUCAUAUGUCAAGUAUGCGUAUAAAGCUGAGCCUUACUUUGCUUCUGAAUACAAGACGGUACAUGAAGAGCUGACCAAAUCCAUGACAACAAUUCUAAAACCAUCUGCUGACUUUCUUACAAGCAACAAGCUCCUUAAGUAUUCAUGGUUUUUCUUCGAAGUUCUGAUAAAAUCAAUGGCUCAACAUUUGAUAGAAAACUCUAAAGUUAAGUUGUUACGAAACCAGAGAUUUCCCGCUUCUUUUCACCAUGCAGUAGAAACAGUUGUUAAUAUGUUAAUGCCACACAUCACUCAGAAGUACAGAGACAACCCAGAGGCUUCCAAAAAUGCAAACCAUAGCCUUGCAGUCUUUAUAAAGAGAUGUUUCACCUUCAUGGAUAGGGGUUUUGUAUUUAAGCAAAUUAAUAACUACAUCAGCUGCUUUGCUCCAGGAGAGCCAAAGACCCUUUUUGAAUUCAAAUUUGAAUUUCUUCGGGUGGUAUGUAAUCAUGAACACUACAUCCCGUUGAAUCUACCUAUGCCCUUUGGAAAAGGCAGGAUUCAGAGAUACCAAGACCUUCAGCUUGACUAUUCAUUAACAGAUGAGUUUUGCAAGAAUCAUUUCUUAGUAGGACUACUCCUGAGGGAGGUGGGAAAUGCAUUACAAGAGUUCAGAGACAUCCGGCAGAUUGCAAUUAGUGUGCUCAAGAACUUGAUGAUAAAGCAUUCUUUUGAUGAUAGAUAUGCUUCCAGGAGCCACCAAGCAAGAAUAGCUACUUUGUAUCUGCCAUUGUUUGGACUGCUAGUAGAAAAUGUUCAGCGAAUCAACGUCAAAGAUGUGUCUCUGUUUUCUGUUAAUCCUUCCAGCAGUAGUGCAAAAGAUGAAUCACUCAGUUUGCCCACUGCAAAUCCUGUAGUAACACCACAAAAAUCAGGAAACACAUUGGAUAACAGCCUUCACAAAGAUCUGUUUGGUGUUAUUUCUGGCAUUGCUUCCCCGUAUACCUCUUCAACUCCAAAUAUCAAUUGUGUAAGAAAUGCUGACUCAAGAGGCUCUCUUAUAAGUACAGAUUCAGGAAACAGUCUCCCAGAAAGGCAUAGUGACAAGAGUAAUUCUCUUGACAAGAGAGAGAGACUGCUCAGAAGGCAUUCUGCUCAUGCUAUGCGCGCUAGUGGAGAGGAAGAAGAAAAUUUCCACUCAACGAAGAAAAAACGCAUUACUGUGGACUUUUCACUUCUAACAAUCCCAGCUUUGCCAGAGAAUGUUUUGCAUGCUGCUCUCUGCCUUCAGUUACAAGAAAACCAACAGAGUGGCACUUUAGGAAGUUCUUUAAUUCGCUGUGACAAACUUGAUCAAGCAGAGAUCAAAAGUCUGCUCAUGUGUUUCCUUCACAUUUUAAGAAGCAUGUCAGAUGAUGUUUUGUUUACAUAUUGGAACAGGGCUGCAACAUCUGAACUUAUGGAUUUUUUCACAAUCACAGAAGUGUGCUUGCAUCAGUUCCAGUACAUGGGGAAACGAUAUAUAGCCAGGAACCAGGAGGGGUUGGGAUCCAUAGUUCAUGAUCGAAAAUCUCAGACAUUGCCUGUUUCCCGUAACAGAACAGGAAUGAUGCAUGCCAGAUUGCAGCAGCUGAGCAGCCUGGAUAACUCUCUCACUUUUAACCACAGCUAUGGCCAUUCAGAUGCAGAUGUUCUUCAUCAAUCUUUACUUGAAGCCAAUAUUGCCACUGAAGUUUGCCUUACAAUUCUGGAGACUUUAUCUUUAUUCACAAUGGCUUUUAAGAAUCAGCUACUGACGGAUCAUGGGCAUAAUCAACUGAUGAAAAAGGUUUUUGAUGUGUACCUCUGCUUCCUUCAGAAAAACCAGUCUGAAACUUCAUUAAAAAAUGUCUUUGGUGCUUUAAGGACACUAAUUUUUAAGUUUCCUUCCACAUUUUAUGAAGGUAGAGCUGACAUGUGUGCUGCAUUGUGUUAUGAGAUUUUGAAAUGCUGUAACUCCAAACUGAGUUCAAUUCGUACUGAGGCUUCACAGCUGCUGUAUUUCUUAAUGAGAAAUAACUUUGAUUACACGGGGAAGAAGUCUUUUGUAAGAACACAUCUGCAAGUAAUUAUUUCAGUAAGCCAGUUGAUUGCUGAUGUUAUUGGAAUUGGAGGAACUAGAUUUCAGCAGUCUCUUUCCAUCAUUAACAACUGUGCCAACAAUGACAGAAUUAUUAAGCUUACUACGUUCCCAUCUGAUGUCAAAGAUUUGACGAAGCGGAUUCGUACAGUAUUAAUGGCUACAGCUCAAAUGAAGGAGCAUGAAAAUGAUCCAGAAAUGUUGGUGGAUCUUCAGUACAGUUUGGCAAAGUCCUAUGCCAGCACUCCUGAACUGAGGAAGACGUGGUUAGACAGCAUGGCAAAAAUUCAUGUUAAAAAUGGGGAUCUUUCAGAGGCAGCAAUGUGUUAUGUCCAUGUAGCAGCACUGGUUGCAGAAUAUCUCACGCGAAAAGGGAUGUUUAGGCAAGGCUGUACUACUUUUAGAGUAAUCACUCCCAAUAUCGAUGAAGAGGCUUCAAUGAUGGAGGAUGUUGGGAUGCAAGAUGUUCACUUCAAUGAAGAUGUACUGAUGGAAUUAUUAGAGCAGUGUGCUGAUGGGCUCUGGAAGGCUGAACGUUAUGAACUGAUUGCUGACGUAUAUAAGCUUAUAAUUCCCAUUUAUGAAAAGCGGAGAGAUUUUGAGAGAUUAGCUCACCUAUAUGAUACACUUCAUCGGGCAUACAGCAAAGUGACAGAAGUAAUGCAUACAGGCAAGAGACUGCUGGGCACUUACUUCAGAGUAGCAUUUUUUGGACAGGGCUUCUUUGAGGAUGAAGAUGGAAAGGAGUAUAUUUAUAAAGAGCCGAAACUGACACCUCUUUCGGAGAUAUCCCAGAGACUACAAAAGCUCUACUCUGACAAAUUUGGAUCUGAAAAUGUCAGAAUGAUCCAGGAUUCUGGCAAAGUAAAUCCUAAGGAUUUGGACUCUAAAUAUGCAUAUAUUCAAGUUACACAUGUAAUUCCAUACUUUGAAGAAAAGGAGUUACAAGAGAGAAAAACAGACUUUGAGAGGGCCCACAACAUUCGGCGUUUUAUGUUUGAGAUGCCUUUUACUCAAUCUGGCAAAAGACAAGGCGGUGUGGAAGAACAGUGUAAACGGCGAACUAUUUUGACAGCAAUACACUGUUUUCCCUACGUGAAAAAGCGCAUUCCUGUAAUGUAUCAGCACCAUAGUGAUCUAAACCCCAUUGAAGUUGCCAUUGAUGCAAUGAGCAAAAAGGUUGCGGAACUCAGGCAGCUUUGUUCUUCAGCUGAAGUAGAUAUGAUCAAACUACAACUAAAGCUACAGGGAAGCGUCAGCGUUCAGGUUAAUGCUGGUCCAUUAGCAUAUGCAAGAGCUUUCUUAGAUGCUACAAACACCAAAAGAUAUCCAGACAAUAAAGUGAAGUUACUGAAGGAAGUUUUCAGACAGUUUGUUGAGGCUUGUGGUCAUGCCCUGGGGGUAAAUGAACGACUUAUAAAGGAAGAUCAGUUAGAGUAUCAGGAAGAAAUGAAGGCAAACUACAGAGAAAUGGCAAAAGAGCUUUCCGAAAUAAUGCAUGAACAAAUUACUCCUGUUGAAGAAAAGACCAGUGUUAUAUCUAAUUCGCUACACAUUUUCAACGCCAUAAGUGGAACUCCAACAAGCACAACAGUUCAUGGGAUGCCCACAUCAUCUUCAGUUGCAUGAUUGUUACGUAAAGGAAAGUAAAUUUUUCUUAAAGUGUGCGUGGAUAUGUUGUAACACUUCCAAACUCAGGAUGAUUUCAGAGCUAAAUAUUAGGCACAUACAAGCCAUGUAAAUUAAUACUAAAGACUGAGCACACUUAAAUAUUGGGGGAGGCGCAAGACUAGAUAAAUAGUGGUUAUAGUUCUGUAGAAAAACAAAAGGGUGCACAUAUAUUUUUGAAUUUUGCUGGCAAUGUUAAAAAUGUUCACAAUGUCUUUACAGAGGUGUGUGUUGGAAACUUUAUCAUGGAAGUUAAUUUCUCUUAUUCCUUUGAAAGUAUUUUUCAAAUUAAUGGCACAUUACAGAAAAAGUGUUUGUGGAAUGUAAGUUUGCAUAUAUAUAAUGUUCAGGUGUUCUUUUUAUGUAUGGCACAUACUGAUUGAUUCCAAAUACAAGAACUAUUUUGGGACUAGAUAGAGACACUAGUUUUUUGGGUUUAAUGGAACUGACAAUAGUAGUUUUUGUACCAUUGACAAAUUGCUGUGCUCCAUUUUAUACCUUGUUGGCAUUUUGAAAGUAUGUGAGCUUAAAGCUGAUUAAAAUAAUUAAGUACAACCAAAGGUCUGUAUUAAUGAACACCAACUUAUACUUUAAUAUUAUUAAUAGUAAAUUGAUAUGUACAUAUUGUUUGUUAAUACAGUCCAUGCAUUCUGUACAUAAAUUAAUUACAUUUCUAAACAUUUUUAAUACUCAUACCAGCUCUCAAUCCUCUGCUUUAAGUUUGUGACAAUUUUGUGCUCAUUCUAGGUAUAUGCUAUAUAUUUGAUUUUACAAUUGUUUAUUCUUGUAUAUAAAUAAGUGCAAUACAAAGAUGUAUACAGUCUUUGCUAUGUUAGGUUUAUACAUUGUUUAAAAAAUCAUCUUUUUGCCAAAGUGAUGGAGUAUGUAAUUGGUGAUCAUAAUUACUGUGGUAAAUGGUGGUGUAAUUUAAAGCUUUUACCAUAUUAUUAUUCUUUUAAGACAUUUAAUUUAGUAAUUUUAUAUUUGGGGAAAUAAAGGUUUUUAAUUUUAUUUAACUGGAAACACUGUCCUGCUGUACUACAUUAAACAUUCUGUACUACAUCUGUAUUAAAAAAAACAAACAAACCAUGGCUAACUUCUCUGAAGUGUCUGUUGGUUCUUGUUGUUUUGGCCUUAUCCAUAAAGGGGCAAAAAAAAGAUGAUUUAUUUUUUUUAAAAAUCAGUUUGCAACACACAAGCUUUAACCCAUUUUGCACUUUGGAAUAUUUAAGGACUUCCACACUGCAUGUAUAACACAAUAUGGAAGUUCUUUUGAAUAAAUUCUCUGUCAUAAAGCUGUUACAUCUGAUUUACUCCUACCCUUUCAUUGUUGUUAACUAAAACCUUCAUAAAAAUUCUGCCCACUGUAAUGCUGCUAUCAUGAAUUUACCAAAGAAUGUCUGAUGAUAAAGUGUAGCUCUCCCCCUCCCCUUCAAGAAAAGAAAAGCAUUAAAAAAUUCUCUCACCCUUGCUCCAUGUGAUAUGCUACCAUUUUCAUUGCUGGAGAAGUGAACUUCUGUGUUGCCCUUGUAUAAUAAUGAUACUUUGAGAGAGCUCAGUGUUGUUUUAUACAUAAGCUUUGUGAGAAUAAAAAUUCUUA